This is a messenger RNA of Leptosia nina, 657 nucleotides long. The record is from the annotation of a GenBank genome assembly. Lineage: Eukaryota; Metazoa; Arthropoda; Insecta; Lepidoptera; Pieridae.
AUGAAAAUACACACUCUCAGACAUCACACUCAUGAAAAACCCUAUCAAUGUAAUAAAUGUAGUAAAGGUUUUGUAACACGGAAUGAGUUGAGAGCACAUAGCGACACACAUAAUGUAGAAAAGAAAUACAACUGCACAACUUGCAACAGGUUGUUCAGGGCCAAAGGAAACUUAUAUCAACACCAGAGGAGACAUAGAAAUAAAAGAAGAGUUUUCAUUUGUGACCACUGCGAUUUUGAGUUUACUUACAAGGCUAACUUGGCAAAACAUAUUUCUCGGAUGCACACCUCCAACUCAGGUUUUUGCAAAACUUGUUCAAUGAAUGUUAGUCAAUUUGAAGAACACAUGAAGAAGCAUAGAGGAGAUAGACCGUUUGACUGUGAAUCAUGUCCAAAAACUUUUUUAGAUAAAAGAGGUUUGCAUUACCAUAUUAAUUUAAAGCAUACUAAAACUGACCACUAUAAAUGUGAAAAGGAUAGUUGCAGUUUAGCCUUUCCAUCAAUGCGGAUGCUAAAUUAUCAUAUCCUUAAAGUGCACGGCAAUGGAACACCUUAUAAAUGUGGUAUUUGUCCGCGCGGUUUCUAUCGCAAAUCAGAUUAUCAUCGCCACAAAAGUGGCACACAUAAGCAAUACCUGCAAGAUGAGACAGUAGUCUAA